UUAAUGCGUUCGCCUCGUCGAGUUAGCUCCUUUGAAUUUUUUCCUGUGUCGCGCUGACGCGUAAUUACGAUUAAAAUAUGAGAGCCUAAACGAACCGAAGGAAACAAUUAAGCUAAAAGCAGCGGAAAAGCGCCGGAAAAUAAGCAAACCAAAAAUUCAAACCGAAGGUUUUCUUCGUGUAUUGUGAUUUUUUGUUUUUGUUUUUUUUUUUUUUUUUGUUUUGUUUGAGUGGCUGCUGCAAAAUGCCUCUGUAUUCGGAUUCAACCAACUACUACUAUAGUGGCGGCAGCAGUCAGCUGUAUUCGCCGUACUAUAGUUCCGGCUUGGGUCUCAACUUGGGCAUGGGAUCCUCACCAGGAUCAAGCUAUACGUCCAGCUACAAUCGCUCGUAUCCGGCCAGCUAUAUGGUGCCCCUGAGUCCCUCCUCGCCGAGAUCGCCGAGCAGUUAUUCCAGUGGCAGCUCCGGCGGCAGUAGCUCCCUCCAUGGCCUGGGCUCCAGAUAUCAACCCAAACUGACCACGAUUACGGAGACGGGUCGGCACAGUGGUCAUAGCAGCCUAAUGCCUCUGACCAGGAUUAACUCACCGAAAUACAGCAGCUCGGUGACCACUCCGAGUUAUGGUUCAUCGGGCGCCAGUAGUCGGUACAUACCAGCCAGACCCAUUGCCAUCAAUACGGCGGAUAUCGAUGUGAGCUCCUCGCGAUAUCGCAGGGCAGUGCCAUCCAAGUCGCAGGAAAAGGAGCAGCCCAAGGAGGAGGUGAAGCCAAAGGAGCAGAAGGAGCAGGCGGAGGAGGAGGUUAAGCCUUCUCCCAAGGAAACACCAGCCGAAAGUUCAGAUGCAGGUGCCGAAACCAGACCCAAUCGUAGGUCAACCAUCAGGAGAAAUCGUCCGGUUGUAAGACUAUCUACCAUACGAAGACGCAGCAAGGAUCGCAGUGCCGAGAGUCCCAAGAAGGAGCAAGUGCAGGAGCAUCAAUUCAGGGAUCUGCCACCUGCCACCGAGCCCAGUUUGAGUUGGCGUCAAAAGUUGGCCGAAGAAUUGGCAGCCUUUCCAGUGACCAGCAAUAAAAAGUCACCCGGCGAAUUGCUUCGCGAGAGAUUCUAUAUAAAAGAUGAGAAGGAGGAACCAACCAAUUUCAAUAGAGCCCAAAUCCAAGAGCUUGUCCAACCACAAAGUGCUCAUAAAACUUCGACUCCGGAAGUGGAGAUAAGUGCCAAAAAAGAAGUGGAUGACGAAAAGGAGGAUGACUCCGAUAAACAGGAACAGGAACUGGAGGAAAUGCAGGAGACCAUUCGUCGUUUGAGUUUGGUCCAAUGUCCGACAUUUCAUGACAUUUGCGAGGAUAUUUCAUCCGAUAAAAUUGAUGAUGAUCUGAAUGCCGGAGAACUCAGACGCAGGGCCUCCAUUAUUCAGGAGCAAGAACAGGAAAUACUAAAUAAAUUGCAGAAAUCGAACUCCGGCAGCUUUCAGUUGAUCCACCUGGAACGUAGAUCCAGUCACGAUAGUACCACCACAAACGAUGAAGAUCUCAAGGAGAGAUCCAAAAGGCGGUCCAAGAAGAGUAAGAAGAUGCGCCACAAGAUCACCGCCAUUGUUGAGGUGGAAAAUGCGCCCCAAGCUCAGCCAGUGGAGCAUAUGCCCAGUGUUUUGGAGUUGAAUGAGGAAUCCCUAUUAAUACAACCAUUGACUUCCGGUUCCGGUUCGAGUUCCACUCCAACUCCCAGUCCGAAGCCGAAGUUCACCGUAAAUGUGGAGACUGUGGAGGAGCAUCAUCAGAUACACAAGAUCUUCAAGUUGCCCAAGAAAAAGACAGUGCCCAAGGAUCAGGACGAUUCGUCUUUGCCCGAAGGUUUCAUGAAAGCUGCGCCCAAAACAACCAAGACAUCGCCUCUGAAGAAAGCAAAUAAGCAGCAACAUGUGAAUGAGGCGCAGAUUUUCACCUUUGAUGAGGCAGCCAUACAACAGCAGCAACAAGUGCAGCAGCAGCAACAAGCGCAGCCGCAACCGGAACUACCUAAAACCGAGGGCAAGGUCGAGGGUGUGGCUACGCCCAAGCCCAUUCGUAAGGCUAUACAGAAAUCGGAGAGCGGCGAGGACUUUUGGUCACAGAUCGGUUCUAGGGAAACGCUAUACAUGACCAAUCGCAAAAAGGUCUUUAACAUGCGACAAGAGCAACAGGAGCAACUCCUGGAGGAGGAAUCGCCUAAAUCACCAGCAACGCCAAAGGCAGCAAAGACAGAUUUAAAGACACCAACAACUCCCAAGCUCAAAUCGGAAAUUCUCAUUGAGCUGAAGACAACACCUUCCAUUGUGUCCACAAGUGGCAAAUCGGAAACUCAAAAGGUACCAUCAACACCACUUACUCCAACGGUUGUAAAAACUAACCAAGUCGAAGCAAAGAAAGUAGGAUCAAUCGAUACUUCAAGUGAAGCACCUGCUAGUGCAAUAUCAAAAGCUGCUGAAUCUCCAAAAUUAAAAUCCGAAAAUGAUAAUAAUAAGGCCAAGCCGACAAUGACUAAAAAAGACUUGCCAAAACUAAAAACGGCAGAAGACACUAAGCCAACAAUAACAACCAAAGCGACAACUGCAACACCAACGAUGGCCUCACCAAAAACAACACAAACUAAGGAAGAAAUAUCACAAAAAACAGAAAGUGCAGCUACAUCACAAAUAAAGGCCGAUAAACCAACAGCACUGCAAGUAAAACCACAAGAACUAACGAAAGUAGCAGCACCCACAACACCACAAGCUAAAAUAGAAACACCACCGAAGGAUUCACCAGCAAGAAAGAUUGUAACACCUACCACACCACCAGCUAAAGUAGAAACACCAACUAAGGAUUCUCCAACAAGAAAGAUUGUCCCACCAACAACACCACAGGCAAAGGUCGAAACACCGACAAAGGAUUCCCCAACAAGAAAGAUUGCAACGCCAGCUGCAUCAACAACAUCACCACUAACAACACCACAAAAAACACCGCAAGCCAAGGCAGCAACAGAUGAGCCCAAGUCAACACCAGCAGCACCAAAGACAACAAUGGCCAAGAUCAGCAUGACAACAAUGGCAGGAACAACUGUUGCCGAGGCAGGAAAAACAAUCUCACCCAAGGGGAUCAAGCAAUCUGGCAACGCCGUAGCCAUGCCAGCAGCAACACCAACCACACCAACAACAGCAACAGGCAAAUCAAAAUUGAACGAAACAGCAGGGCCAAAAAUAAAUAGCGGGCAGCCGGCCAAGUCACCUGAACAACAACAGGCAACGGCAGCCGCAGUCGAAACGAAAAUAAAUAAAACAACGGACAAGGAACAACAGCAGCAGCAGCAGCCGCAGCAACAGCAGCAACAACUGAUCGACACGGCAGCAACAUUGGUGCCACAAACGGAAACCAAAACGAAAUUGACGGAAGCCGCUGAGCCAACGGGCAAGUCAAAGGUGCAAUCACCGAAAACGACAAAGCCAAAAAGUGCCGGCAAAACAAAUGUUGGCAAAAAGAAGGCUGCAACGCCAGCAGCAGCAGCAGCAGCAGCCGCCGCACCAGCAGCAGCAACAGAAGCUGUUACAGCUUUGUCUGAGAGCAAUGUGACCCCAAUCAAUGCCGAUCAAUUUAUAACGCUGGCCCCCACAAAGGCGGCCAAAACAUCACCGAACAAGCAGCAAGCAUUGCAAUUGCAACAGCAACAUGAGGAGCAGCAGCGGCAGCAGCAACAGGCCACAAAUGCGUCAUCGCCGGCGGCAACUGGCGAUGCAACCACAACGCCCACAACAAUAACAAUUGGUGUUGCUGCUGUUAAUGUUGCUGCUGUUGCUGUUGCUGCUGCUGCUGCUGCUGCUACUGAUGCUGCUGCUGAUGCGACUACCUCGCUCAGCAGCAACAACAGCUGCGGCGAAGGCGUCGGCAAUAAUUUAUCAAAGUUUGCAACAGUAUCGAAUUUGGCACAGUGUCUGCGAGACGUUGAUGCCGAGCUAGACGACUAUAUACCCUCGUCGGCGGAAAAUAGCCAAGAAGACGACGACGACGACGGGAGCGGCAGCAGUUCCGACGAUUAUUCCAGUGUUGACGGUUGUGCGAACUUAAGCGCCAGCAUGAAAAAGAAACUGCGCAAGGAGAAAAAGAAGCAAAAGGCGAAAGCCGCCGCCGCCGAGGCGAAAAGGUUCGAUCCGCACAAGAAGAUCAAGAUCGAUACGACGAACAAGUGUUAUGUGAAGGAGGAGGCGCCCAGGUAUCCACUGGUGGCCACACCGCGCCCGCUGUGGAAGCGCGAGAAGAUCGUCUACUCGGAUGAGAAUACGGACGAUGAGAGCGGCAGCGAGGAGGGCAGCGGUGGCUCCUUGGACGAGGACAGCGACGAUGAGAGCGGCGGCGAGGAGUGCAGCUCCACCAGCAGCAGCGCCAGUUCCGAGGAUCUCGAUGCGGUGGCCAUGGCCACCAAGGGUGGUAGCUCCAAUGCCACAACAGUGCUGGAUUCGCCCAGUUCCAGCGGCUCAAACACCGGAACACUGGGUGUUCCCAGUGCUGGUAGUGGCGGUGGUGGUGGCGCCUCCACAUCCAGCUCGCCGUCCAUCAUCCGGAUGAGCACCUGCAGCAACGAUUCCGGAUUCGAAGGCGGCACCGCGCCCUCCAGUCCCAAGAAGAUGUUAGAUGAUUUCCACUUUCUGGCCGUUCUUGGCAAGGGAAGUUUCGGCAAGGUUCUGCUUGCUGAGCUGCGUGACACCACAUACUACUAUGCCAUCAAGUGCCUGAAAAAGGAUGUCGUCCUGGAGGAUGACGAUGUGGACUCCACGCUCAUCGAACGCAAGGUCCUGGCCCUGGGCACCAAGCAUCCGUAUCUGUGUCAUCUGUUUUGCACCUUCCAAACGGAGAGCCACUUGUUCUUUGUGAUGGAGUACCUGAAUGGCGGUGAUCUCAUGUUCCACAUCCAGGAGAGCGGUCGCUUUUCCGAGGAGCGAGCCAGAUUCUACGGGGCCGAAAUCAUCUCGGGCCUCAAAUUCCUGCACAAAAAGGGCAUUAUCUAUAGGGAUCUCAAACUGGAUAAUGUCCUGCUGGACUACGAGGGACAUGUUCGCAUUGCCGAUUUUGGCAUGUGCAAAUUGCAAAUCUAUUUGGACAAGACGGCAGAUAGCUUUUGCGGCACACCCGAUUAUAUGGCGCCCGAAAUCAUUAAGGGUGAAAAGUACAAUCAGAAUGUGGAUUGGUGGUCGUUUGGUGUGCUGCUCUACGAAAUGCUGAUUGGACAGUCGCCAUUCAGUGGCUGCGAUGAAGACGAGCUCUUCUGGUCCAUUUGCAAUGAAAUUCCAUGGUUCCCAGUUUACAUAUCCGCCGAGGCCACCGGGAUUCUCAAGGGGUUGCUGGAGAAGGACUAUACGAAGCGUAUUGGUUCGCAGUACAGUCCGGCUGGUGAUAUAGCCGAUCAUAUAUUCUUCCGCCCGAUCGACUGGGGUUUGCUGGAAAAGCGACAAAUCGAGCCGCCCUUCAAGCCGCAAGUGAAACACCCCCUGGAUACCCAGUACUUCGAUCGGGUCUUCACCAGGGAAAGGGUGCGUCUAACCCCCAUCGACAAGGAGAUACUGGCAUCCAUGGAUCAGAAGCAGUUCCACGGUUUCACCUACACAAAUCCUCACAUCACCCUGGACUAGAGCCUAAUUAAUGUCCUAAUUAAUUAUUUAGAGCAACAGUAUUUGUAUAUGUAAAUAUUUAUUAUGGCCAAGAAAACAUGAGAUUAACAACCAAAGAAUAUUUGAAGUGAAAUCGAAAUUUUAAUACCUUGUAGUUAAGCUUUGGAGCACAUUGAAAAUUCGUAAUUCUAGUCAGUUAGCUAUACGUUUAUGUCUAAGUCUAAUUGUACAGAUAUCCCUCCUCACAUUUACCUAUAUAUAUAUAUAUAUAUACGUAUGCAUAUAAAUCUUUUUUUUUGCAAAUUAUUUGUUCUAAAUUUUAGUGCUUAAGCAAAGGUCUACGUCUAUGAG
Molecule: messenger RNA, 5966 nt
Organism: Drosophila mauritiana
Lineage: Eukaryota; Metazoa; Arthropoda; Insecta; Diptera; Drosophilidae
Gene: Pkcdelta
Product: putative protein kinase C delta type homolog
Exons: 9
Coding region: 243-5636 (1797 amino acids)
Biological process (GO): peptidyl-serine phosphorylation; intracellular signal transduction
Molecular function (GO): ATP binding; diacylglycerol-dependent serine/threonine kinase activity
Source: RefSeq, a predicted model, not a curated record